UCCUGGAGAAAGAUGGCGACAGCCGAGAAGCAGAAACACGACGGGCGGGUGAAGAUCGGCCACUACAUCCUGGGUGACACGCUGGGGGUCGGCACCUUCGGCAAAGUGAAGGAUGAGUAAAUAGAAGGUUGAAGUUUUUUUAACUUGCCCAAGUCAAACGUCUAUUGGCAAACAUGAAUUGACUGGGCAUAAAGUUGCUGUGAAGAUACUCAAUCGACAGAAGAUUCGGAGCCUUGAUGUGGUAGGAAAAAUCCGCAGAGAAAUUCAGAACCUCAAGCUUUUCAGGCAUCCUCAUAUAAUUAAACUGUACCAGGUCAUCAGUACACCAUCUGAUAUUUUCAUGGUGAUGGAAUAUGUCUCAGGAGGAGAGCUAUUUGAUUAUAUCUGUAAGAAUGGAAGGCUGGAUGAAAAAGAAAGUCGACGUCUAUUCCAACAGAUCCUUUCUGGUGUGGAUUAUUGUCACAGGCAUAUGGUAGUCCAUAGAGAUUUGAAACCUGAAAAUGUCCUGCUUGAUGCACACAUGAAUGCAAAGAUAGCCGAUUUUGGUCUUUCAAACAUGAUGUCAGAUGGUGAAUUUUUAAGAACAAGUUGUGGCUCACCCAACUAUGCUGCACCAGAAGUAAUUUCAGGAAGAUUGUAUGCAGGCCCAGAGGUAGAUAUAUGGAGCAGUGGGGUUAUUCUCUAUGCUUUAUUAUGUGGAACCCUUCCAUUUGAUGAUGACCAUGUGCCAACUCUUUUUAAGAAGAUAUGUGAUGGGAUCUUCUAUACCCCUCAAUAUUUAAAUCCUUCUGUGAUUAGCCUUUUGAAACAUAUGCUGCAGGUGGAUCCCAUGAAGAGGGCCACAAUCAAAGAUAUCAGGGAACAUGAAUGGUUUAAACAGGACCUUCCAAAGUAUCUCUUUCCUGAGGAUCCAUCAUAUAGUUCAACCAUGAUUGACGAUGAAGCCUUAAAAGAAGUAUGUGAAAAGUUUGAGUGCUCAGAAGAGGAAGUUCUCAGCUGUCUUUAUAACAGAAAUCACCAGGAUCCUUUGGCAGUUGCAUACCAUCUCAUAAUAGAUAACAGGAGAAUAAUGAAUGAAGCCAAAGAUUUCUAUUUGGCGACAAGCCCACCUGAUUCUUUUCUUGAUGAUCAUCACCUGUCUCGGCCCCAUCCUGAAAGAGUACCAUUCUUGGUUGCUGAAACACCAAGGGCACGCCAUACCCUUGAUGAAUUAAAUCCGCAGAAAUCCAAACACCAAGGUGUAAGGAAAGCAAAAUGGCAUUUAGGAAUUAGAAGUCAAAGUCGUCCAAAUGAUAUUAUGGCAGAAGUAUGUAGAGCAAUUAAACAAUUGGAUUAUGAAUGGAAGGUUGUAAACCCAUAUUAUUUGCGUGUACGAAGGAAGAAUCCUGUGACAAGCACUUACUCCAAAAUGAGUCUACAGUUAUACCAGGUGGAUAGUAGAACUUAUCUACUGGAUUUCCGUAGUAUUGAUGAUGAAAUUACAGAAGCCAAAUCAGGGACUGCUACUCCACAGAGAUCGGGAUCAGUUAGCAACUAUCGAUCUUGCCAAAGGAGUGAUUCAGAUGCUGAGGCUCAAGGAAAAUCCUCAGAAGUUUCUCUUACCUCAUCUGUGACCUCACUUGACUCUUCUCCUGUUGACCUAACUCCAAGACCUGGAAGUCACACAAUAGAAUUUUUUGAGAUGUGUGCAAAUCUAAUUAAAAUUCUUGCACAAUAAACAGAAAACUUUGCUUAUUUCUUUUGUAGCAAUAAGCAUGCAUAAUAAGUCAUAGCCAAAUGCUUCCAUUUGUAAUCAAGUUAUACAUAAUUAUAACUGAGGGCUGGCGUUUUGAAAUGCAAUUUGCACAGGGAUUGGAACAUGAUUUAUAGUUAAAAGCUAAUAUGCAGAAAUGAAUUAAGAUCAUUUUGUUGUUCAUUGUGCAGUACGUAUAUAGCAUAAUAUACACAGUGAAUUAUAGGUCUCUCAGGCUCACCUGAUUUUUGGCUAUUUUAUAUUUAGUGUACACAGGGCUUUGAAAAUAUUAAUUUACAUAAAGGCCUUCAUAUAUUAUUACAUGUUAUAUAUUUGCUUCAUAAAUUUAUUCAAUAAAUAUUUGCCUAGAAUUCUCAAGACCUUUAUAGGUGAUUUUGUUCUCUGGGCUCCUUAACUUCUUAAAUAGCUAGUAUCUUCCAGCAGUACUAACAGUCUAGAUAACUUCUUCCAUAUCCCUCCCUCUUUGUUUUUUUGAGACAGAGUCUCACUCUGUCACCCAGGCUGGAGUCUCCGCCUCCCGGGUUCAAGUGAUUCUCCCGCCUCAGCUUCCUGAGUAGCUGGAACUACAGGCGCGUGCCACCACAUCCGGCUAAUUUUUUGUAUUUUUAGUAGAGACGGGGUUUCACUGUGUUGGCCAGGCUAGUCUCGAACUCCUGACCGCGUGAUCCACCACCUUGGCCUCCCAAAGAGGUGGGAUUACAGGUGUGAGCCACAGUGCCCGGCCUCCAUAUCCCCCUUUAAAAAUUCUGUAGUGUAUGGUAAGUCAUAUCAGAUAUCAGAUCUAAUUUAAAUUUUAUUUUAGCUUUACAAGUCCAAAAACACAGAAUUUAUAUAUUCAGAUACUCUAGGACUAAUUUUAAUCUUAAAAUAUUCCCACUAUAUUCUGUACACAAAAUGUUCUUUUUUUGUUACAAGAGCUGAGUUGCAUAUACUGUAAAUAAAUCAUAUUAUUUUUGCCAAUUUCACAGAUUCCUCUGGCUCAUCAUGUCAGUCAUUAUUGAGUAUAUGCAAACAUUGCUAGUUAUUUGAUUAUGUAUCUUUUAAGUUGAUUCAGUGCAUAGAAAGACUGUCUCUUACAAACUUUAAGUGCUCUGAUAUGACUUCCCCCCCAAAUUUUAUUAUGAACAUUUUAAAAAACAGAAACAUCGAAAACCUGUUCAGUAAGCACAUGUAUAUCUACCACUUAGAUUCAGCAGUUGUUAAUGCUUUGUCAUUUGUUUUCUCUAUACCUAUGUAUAGAUACAGCUAGUUAUGCAUAUACAUGCAUAUAUGUGUGUGUGUGUAUAUGUAUAUGUGCUUUUUUUUCCUGAACCAUUUGGAUGUUACAGACAUAUCACCGUGAAAAUACUUCAAGUAUCUCCUACAGAUAAUGACAUUCUCCUAAAAAUCCAUAAUAUCAUUGUAAAAUUAAUAAUUCCCCAAUAUCAUCUAAUCAAGCCAUAUUUAAAUUUCUGAAGUUACCUCCAAAUUUCUUUAUAGCUGAUUAUUUCAAACCAGGAUCCAAUUAAACUUUACAUAUGACACUUGGUGAUAACUCUUUAGUUGGAUAUAACAUUAUUAUUAUUUUGAUAAAAUGUGGAACAAAGCAAUUCUAUUAAUAAGUGGUCACAUUUGUUUUGGGCUUGAAGUACUUUUUAAAGAUACUGGAUUUUCCUAAGAUUUCUGAUUUACAUUGAUAUUUUCUUUUUCUCAUUCUUAAUAAUUGCAUCACACAAUAGAUGUAAAUGAAGAUUUAGUCACCUCAGAUAAAAUUGGUAUCAUGUGUAUGAUAAUAUUGUAUCAUUUAUAUUUGCCUUAUGUUAACUUUAAGAAGUUGAUUUUUUUGUAUUAAUCAUUUUCCCAUUGCAACAGAGCUAUAUUUUUUCUAUUUUAAGAAUCAUAUUUUAGGAUUAUUUUUGGCAAAUACAGUGAGCACUUAUGUAACCAGAUGAUAAUGAACUCAAAUGUCAUGAUAGCUUGCAUAAAUGGUGACUCUAGUAGAUUUGACUUAAGCACUUCUAGAAUCAUGCACUGAAUUCAAAAGAAAAAUCUUGCUGCUUUUUAUCCGGGGCUUGUUCUAUUCAACUUCUAAUUUGAAAGCUGUACAAAGUAAUAGAAGUUCCAUUUAAAUAUGAGUUCAAAACUGUAUUUAUAACUUGUUAUGUAGCCCUCUCUGUAGGGGAUUCUAAUUUUACUUAGGGUCUCUAAAUGCAGCAUAAUGUUCCUGAUGUUAACAGAAGACUGUAUUUUUAAAGUUACAAAUUUGUAUAUAGAAUUAAGUAAUGGCGCUAUAUAAGCUGUUGUGGGGAGGAGGGAAGAAAAGGAGGAACCAAUUAAAUAGGACCUUCUAAAAAUUGUUAAUUUUGUAAACUUUGCUUCUCUUAUAAGUUAUUGUGAUUCAGUUUAGUUACUGCAUUUUAUUUUGAAAAUAUUUAAAUAUUGCACUUCUAUAAAUAGUAUGAUAAAUGCACAGACAAUUGCAGUAAAUUCUUUUUUAAGCUAGGAUAUUUGAAAUGACAACCUUUGGUUAAGUGUGUCAAGGUUGCACAGAAUUUUCACAAUUUUUUUGUUGUUUGCAAAUUGUUACUAAUAUUAAAGAGGGAGGUAAGGGAGGCAAUGCAAAUGAUUUUUAAUCUUUUUUUAUUAUCUUUUCAGCAAUUUAUAUUUUUUGUGACUUUAUGCAACCAUAUUUUUACUUUGUCUUGACAACUGAAAGAUGUAUAAGGUUUUUUUUUUGCCAGAAAUGUACUGUAUACAUAGUUUUAAAUAUAACAGAUUUUACUGAUGUGUAAAAAUUUUGCCAUUAAAAUAAUUGAUUUCUCACUGAGAGGAACUUUUCUACCAGGUUGGGGCAUAUGGGAGCUUAAUAUAUCAUAUCUAAUUUAAAAUAAUUUCAGUGAAAUAAACUCCAUUGCUUUUACUUAACUUUUUCUUGAGAUGCUUUUGUAGUUUUUCAGAGUUUUAGAUGAUUUUAUACAAAAUCCUCUGCCCAGCACUGCUCUUUUUGAUGUUGUAGUGACACCAUUCACAUUGAAUUACUGCUUGGUAGCCUGUGGCUAUAUGUGGGAACUCCAUGCAUCUGUGUUCUGACUGGCACCUUUGGAAUGAAAGAAAAGUGUGUGCUGUCCAAAUCUUUUUUCCCUUAAUUCCUUCCCUCCUCUUCCCACCCAUAAUAGAAAUUUUAUUUCCACUGUGAGUUCUGACAAGAAUGAAAUUCCACAUACAACGUAACUGUAAAUUGUUGGUAGGUAGAAGUUAAUAUUUGUGGUUCAUGUAUAUUUUGACCAGAGUAUAUUUAAGUAUACAAUUUCAACUUCCUUGAUUUAGAAAUAUGAUAUAAUAAAGAAAAACUUCAUUUAUAA
Messenger RNA from Macaca mulatta (Rhesus monkey), 5094 nucleotides. RefSeq names its product protein kinase AMP-activated catalytic subunit alpha 1 (gene PRKAA1). Gene Ontology annotation, biological process: protein phosphorylation; intracellular signal transduction. Gene Ontology annotation, cellular component: cytoplasm. Gene Ontology annotation, molecular function: AMP-activated protein kinase activity; ATP binding. Lineage: Eukaryota; Metazoa; Chordata; Mammalia; Primates; Cercopithecidae. The record is from RefSeq and is a predicted model, not a curated record.